AUGUGUUUGUACGCCUUGGAAGAUAUUCUAGAUGGACAUCUCUAUAAGCAAAAGUUUUCAGAUGAAGAAUUAAGUGAUAUGAUCAGUAUCAAUUUCAGUAACGACGGAACUCCAUUAUUUAAAAGCUCUUUGACAUCAAUCACACCUAUUGUUUAUACUAUUAAUGAGAUACAUCCUCAAAAGCGACAACAGUAUCUUAUGUUAGCAAGUUUAUAUCUAGCAAAGUUGUUACUUACUGAGGGUUUUCAUUAUAAUUAUAAUGGUUUAUACUUUCAUAAAAAGUGUAGAAUUUUAAUGGGUGUAUGUGAUUCGAUUGAAAGACCGGAAUUGCGAGGAUCAAAAAUGUUUCGUGGAGCCUAUGGAUGUGGCUUAUGGAAACAUCAAGGUGAAGAAAUUGCGAAAGAUAAUGGUCAUGUGCAAGUGUAUCCAAUCACUGAUGACGGCAAUGUGUAUGGAGAAGGCUUACGUUCUCAUGCAGAAACUCUUACUCAUGCAAAUAUUAUUGAAAAAGGUAUCAAACGUCGGUCAAUAUGA
Cotesia congregata is the source of this 534-nucleotide messenger RNA. The record is from the annotation of a GenBank genome assembly. NCBI's taxonomy places the organism in Eukaryota, Metazoa, Arthropoda, Insecta, Hymenoptera, Braconidae.